Molecule: messenger RNA, 3171 nt
Organism: Hydra vulgaris (swiftwater hydra)
Lineage: Eukaryota; Metazoa; Cnidaria; Hydrozoa; Anthoathecata; Hydridae
Source: RefSeq, a predicted model, not a curated record
UUUCUAAAUGAAAUGAAAUUAAGAUUUUGCAAAGACCUUGAUAAAGAACUCCACCAAUGGCUGGGUGCCAUAGGAAAUAAAGUUGUUAACCUUGCUAAGUCUGCUUAUAAAGAUGAAUAUGUAAUUGCAAUAACUGCUGAAAUCGAAUGUGAAAUUGAUGACACUAUGAAGCAAGAUGCCACUUUGAAUGCUGCAAUUCUUUUAUUGCCAAGAUUGUUUAAAGAACAUUUGAUAGCCAGCCGAUGGCCUCACACCGACUAUUAAAAUGGCAAAUAAACAAAAACUGACGACAAGAGACUGCAGCAUUAUAUUGGAUAGGUGUGAAAUAGUUAAACAUUGUAGCGAUGUUGAUGUGUCAUUAGCAAUGUCUUGUGUUUUUGCUUCUUACUAUAUUUUUAAUAUUGAAUACCUUGCAAGAUUGAAAAAUACAUUAUUGUUUUUUGAGCAUAUUGUGUUUGGGUUGUCCAACAAAGAAUGUCCUGUAACUGUAUGCAGAACGGCUAAUACUUUACAUCAGCAAAUAGUUUAUUGUUUUAAAUGGCUGCAAGUAAUGUCUUAUGUUUUACUUGUUGUACAUGUGGUGCACAGAAAUAUUCGCUCAAAAAGUAUUUACAACAUUUGUAUAUUAUGCAUGAACACACAGCAGGUUUUCUUCAAGUUUGCAAUAUUGGUGGUUGUCCUUCUAAAUACCCAUCUGUAAAAAGUUUGCGUCAUCAUAUGCGCAAGAAGCAUUGUACCUUUUACAAUGCAGCUCAAAUAUCAGCCAAUGAGUCUGAAAAUACUAUUAGUGAAACAAUAUUAGAUAACCAAAUUUUAGCUGAGCAUGUUCAUGAUAACAUAAUGGAAGAGUUUGAUAGUAUUACUGAUAGAGAAGCUACAAGAUAUUUUCAUUCUAGUUUAGAAAGCACUUCAAUGACUCCGCUAGACAAUCUACUUAGCAAUUUACAACAACAUUUUGCAAUGUUUCUAGUUUCAAUAGCUGAAAGGCAUUCAAUUCCAUCUGUUGUGCAAAUUAAUGUGGCAAAUGAAGUUCAAUCUUUGCUGACAUAUUUUAACCACUGUUUUUGCACUCUUAUAAAGCAGCAACUUGGCAACAACUUUCUCUAUAGUAGUGAUUUUAAUGAACUUUUAAAUUGUGAUUUGCUUCUGGAUCGAGUUUUAUCUAAAGUUAAUACCAGCAAAAAAAUCAUUUCAUUUAGCAAGUCACAUUUAGGUCUUAUUCUACCAGUUGAAAUAAAGUUGCACAGUAUAACAGAAAAUUUAUAUCAGAAUCAUUUAACAACAUCAAAAAGUGAAACUUUUCAGUAUAUACCAAUUUUACCUUUGCUGAAAAAAUUAGUCGAAAAUGAGUUUAUCUGGAAUUCAAUGCAACGAAAACUUGAAAAAGAGGAGUCUAUUAACACAGAUUUGUUAAGCUCAUAUUCGGAUGGUUUCAUUUGUAAAAAGCAUGAUCUUUUUAAAGAUGAUAAGUAUGCAUUAAGACUCCAUUUAUACUGUGAUGAGUUCGAGGUAUGUAAUCCUAUAGGUGCCCAUUGCACAGUACAUAAACUCUCUGCUUUUUAUUUCUUCUUGGGCAACAUUGAAGAGCAGUAUAUUUCCCAGCUUCAGAAUAUAAACUUAUGUAUUCUUGUAAAAGAAAAAUUUAUCAAGAAAUAUAAAACUUACAAGCAAGUUUUAAGACCAUUAAUUCAAGAUUUGCUGACAUUGCAAAAUGAAGGUAUUUCAGUUAUGAUUAAUGGUAAACAAAUUCAAUUGUUUGGAGGUGUUGCAACUAUAUCUGCUGAUAAUCUUUCUGCUCAUGCACUUGCUGGAUUUCGUCGCGUUUUCAAUUCUGGGCGUUUUUGUCGUCAGUGUAUGACUUCUUACUCUGAAAAAAAUAUAGUUUUGACUGAAUGCAGUGCAAAACUUCGAACUAAUGAAAUGCACCAUUAUCAUUUAGCCGCUAUAUCUGGCCAAGGUCUCAUUUCUUCAAGUAUGUAUGGAGUUGAAAAACGCUGUCCUUUACUUGAUUUAUCAUAUUUUAGUGUUAUACAGUCUUUUCCACCAGACAUCAUGCAUGAUGUGUUAGAAGGUAUCAUACCACAAUUAAUAGGUCUAGUUCUAAUAAAAUUUAAAGAGCAGCACUUGAUUACAUUGGAACAGAUUAAUGUAGAGCUUAAUAUUUUUGAAAUAGGUAGAAAUGACAAGAAAAAUAAGCCAGUACCAUUUGUUUCACGUUCUGGUACUUCUAUUAACUUUGUUGGUUCUGCAUCACAAAAGUUUUGUAUGUUUUGUUUGCUGCCAUUUUUAAUUGGCAAUCGCAUACCAAAAUGCAAUAAGCACUGGUUGCUGUAUUUACAGCUUCGAAAUAUAGCAGAUUACAUAUUUGCUCCAAAAAUUACCAAAACUGUACUGCCGUAUCUGCAAUUUUUAGUAGAGCACUUUUUGCAAAAUUUCAUUGAACUAUUUCCCAAUAAUUUGACACCCAAAUUUCAUUUCAUGCUUCAUUAUGCUCGUCUUAUCAGUGAAUAUGGACCACUGCGAUAUUUAUGGUGCAUGCGUUUUGAAGCAAAACACUUAUAUUUUAAAAAAUUGGCUUCUGUUAUUAGAAAUUUCAAAAACAUAGGUUACUCUCUUGCGAAACGACAUCAACUACGACAGUGUUGGGAGAUGACAUCCUCUGACUUUUUUAAAGAAAAUUAUAAAAGUUCUAAUCUCUGUUCAAUUACAUUUGAUAGUUUAUCAACUUGUAUUCAGGAGAAAUUGAUGUUUUUCUUUGUCAAUGAUGUUUUUGAUAAAAAAGAAACAAUUUGGAAAUGCAAUGCUAUUAAUAUCAAUGGAACCCAUUUUCAUUUGCAUGAUACAUUCAUUUUAUCUUUAUUACACACAGAAGAAAUUCUUUAUUUUUUAAAAUUCUUCACAUUAUUCAAUUUCGACAAUGCUGGGUAUUUUGUGGUAAGCUGCUUAUUUGUGACAAAUAUAAUGCCCACUUGCAUGCAUUCAGAGUUAAAGAAGAUGAAACCUUGUCCAUAUGCUUACCAAAGGAUGUGUUUGACUAUCAACUACUUGAUACAUAUAUACUAGAAGAUGGUUGUACCUAUAUUACUCUUAAAAACUUGUGUUUUAAAUAGUUUUUUUUCUUGCAUUUUUUAUAUAAAUUUGUUGUACUUUAACAAAAAUAAAAAAGAAACU